AGUCCCUCAAGGCAGGAACCGAGGGUUUCCAAAAUCCAAAUACUAUGCGAGACUGCGAGAGCCUCGAGUCCGUUCAUCUCCCCAAGCCUCUUCCAUCUCUACUGCAAGAGUCUCCCUCUCCAAUCCGGGUCCCAAAUCUCCAUUCUUGAUGCAUUCUCUUUUGGUGUAGAUUAUUAUGUGAUUGAGAAAUGACAAUGGCGACGGUCGUGGUGCAGCGGGGCUCGCCAGCGAUGAAUCGAGAGUGCCUGGGAAGGCAUCAUUCUUCUGUGAUUAGUUGUGGAGCGAUCGAUUGCUGGAGCCUUGGAACUCAUCUUGGUAGACGGGUUGUGGAGUUUGGUGCCAGGCCUAAACCGUUUCAUGAAAUAAGCCGGCAGAUGAGAAGCAAUAGAUCGAGGCUAGCUUUUGCCUUGGACACUGGUGGAUCUCCUAGCACUGAUGAUCAAGAUAGCCCUGAAGGGGACAAUGCAGGGCUUGGCAGGACAAGAUUGGGCACAAUAGUCCGUGCUGCGGCGAGACAGCUUCUGGAGAAGCUGAAUGCUACCAGAAAGAAUUUCCCCAUGAAAAUAUUUCUCCUCCUCUUGGGUUUUUAUACAGCCAAUGCCCUGGCAACUAUCCUAGGGCAGACUGGUGACUGGGAUGUCUUGGUUGCCGGUGUUGUGGUGGCUGCUAUAGAGGGUAUCGGCAUGCUUAUGUACAGAAAACCAUUCACUAUGCCCAUUGGGAGAUUGCAGUCAUUGGUGGUGAUGGUGAACUACUGGAAAGCUGGUGUAUGCUUGGGUCUCUUUGUUGAUGCUUUCAAAUUAGGAAGCUGAGGGACUUAGGAAUUCAAUCUGGCUUAAUAAAUCACAUAUUUUCCUAGACUGCACCAUGAUCAUGGUGAUUCAUCGAGAUCAAGUGCAUGGAUGCUAUUUCAUCUGUGAUUCAAUUGCAUGGUUGCUGAUUGAUCAAAAAAUUUGCAGGAUAUGUCCUUUUU
This is a messenger RNA of Elaeis guineensis (African oil palm), 973 nucleotides long. Its product is annotated as ycf20-like protein. The record is from RefSeq and is a predicted model, not a curated record. Lineage: Eukaryota; Viridiplantae; Streptophyta; Magnoliopsida; Arecales; Arecaceae.